AAUCACAGUUUUGACACCUGUCCAAACUCUCAGAAAUAGCCCUACUAUUUUCUGUUAAUUACAACUUUGCCAUAGAACCGCAUGGUCGACAAGCGGUUUGUCUAUUUUGGAAAAAACGCUCUUCGAAGAAGCGGUUUUCAAGACUGCCCUAGCACAAACCGCUUCCUCGGGGAGCGGUUAUGUGUCGGCAUGGCAAAACGCUCCACAGGGAAGCGGUUUACUAUGUCGACACAUAAACCGCACCCCUAGCGGUUUGUGCCUCGUCACCCGACAUCCGACAUGUCGGCAUGCAGGAGGUUGCAGGGUGGGGGCUGCAUGCCAGACUAAAACCGCUCCCCCCCCCCCUUGCAGUUUGUAGUGUAAAAUUUGCCUACAAAAAGCAGGUCUAGAAAACUCAAAAUCUUCACUCCACUCCUUCUUCUUCUUCAAAUUUCAGUUGUGCACCUUUAAAUUAUUUAGUUUUUGCAAUUAACGUUAAUUCGUAAGUUUGUUUUGUAUUACUUUUCAUUGUCAUUUGUGAUUUUUGUGUUAGAAACUUAAUUACAGUUUUAUUGCAGAUGGCAUUCCAAAGGUUCACGCUUGGGUUGCGGUGGAAUGAUUACACGAAAGAGACCGAAGAGGGUGUAAGUUACGUGGGUGGCAAUUUUUAUAAAAUGAAGGUCCGUACGAGACCGAUGCUUGAAGAGCUCCAUCAAAUGUGCACUGAGGUUACAUGCAUGGAUGGCACUAGAAGAGUUGAUCGUAUGGUGUAUCGAUAUCCAAACAGACAUGGCGGGUCGCUGUGGAAUGAGGAAUUCCUCAUUACCACUCAGGAGGACGUUGAUGACAUGGUCCAAUUUUUUACCACCAAUAAAAUAAGGGUUAAUAUCUUAUUAUGACCCGAACUAUGACCAUAUAAUCAACUUUGGCCCGUGGUCUGAGAAAUUAACAUCUUGGCCUGAAUUUUGCAGCAUAAAGACUCAAUUGACCGAAAGCUUGGUUUGACCGUUCGUUUGGACGGUCAACUGUCCAGGUCACCGCCAUGUAAGCACCAAAGAAAAAAAAUCAAUUUUCAAUUUUCUUUUAUUAUUUCCUUUACCUAAUUAUAAAAAAUGAAAAAAAUAAAAUUAUUUUCGGUAAUGGGCCACUUAUCUUCCUUCAUUUAUCUCGAUGAAGCCUACUCUACUUCUUCGACCACUUAUUUUCCUUCCUCCUCUCUCGAUUACUAUGGGUGAUGGAUGAUAACUAAUGGCGCCACUAUUAGACGAUAUGGACCAUUAUGUAAAUAAAUGGAUAGCGUACGAUUAGUUUAGCAUAAAUAGAAUGUAAUUAGGACCAAAAUGUAAUUAGAUAGGUUGUUACAACAGAAACGGUUUUCCCUCCGUUCAACUCUGUAAACCAGAGUAUAAAUUUAGCAACUCUAGCUGAACUCUGCACGUUUUUCUUCCCGCAAUACAGAAAAGCAUAGCUUUAGUCAGAAUUCUAGCAUGGUAUCAGAGCUCAACUGAGCCGAUUUCGUCUCAACUCUCUCGCUUCCGUCUCUUCUUCUUCUUCUCGUAAUCGUUCUCCUAUGGCGAUUCACGAUUCUUCCUCUUCUAGCGACGACGCUCACCCUGCAAAUCCUCACACUGGAGGUCGCUCCAUUGGCAUCAAUGGCGUUCUGUACAAAGGCAUUCUGAUCUCCAAUCCUGCCUCGCCAUUCUUCAUUCAUCCCUCAGAGAAUUGGGGGCAAUGUCUCGUCUCUCAACCACUCACUAAGAAUAACUUCUCGAGUUGGGAGCGUUCCAUGAUUCGUGUCAUCGAUGGCAAGAACAAAUUAGGGUUCUUUAAUGGCAAAAUCCCGCAGCCGAGCGAUGAUUCCCCCAUGUUGGAGCCCUGGAAUCGCAAUAACAAGCUUCUGCUCAGGUGGAUUCAACGAUCUGUGAAUCCCACCAUUGCUGAAAGCAUUCUCUACGUGACCACUGCUAUCGGUGCUUGGACAGAGUUACGAUAGCAAUUCUUGCAAGGAGAUUCUUUCCGAAUUGCAGAUCUUCAAGAAGCCAUUUUCAAUCUUAAGCAAGGUACUCUCAGCGUUUCUCAGUAUUACUCGAAGCAAAGAGCCUUGUGGGAUCAGUUAGCCAACUAUAGGUUUAUCCCUGAUUGUGAAUGUGGAAUUACAUGUCACUGUGUCUUAGCUUAUUUGCGUAAAGAUCAUAUGAAUGACAAGGUUAUCCGCUUCUUGAGAAAUCUCAAUGAUAGCUUCAAUGGUCCUCGUUUUACCGUGAUGUGCUUGAUCCAUUACCUCCCAUUAACAAAGUGUUUGCUAUGAU
Molecule: messenger RNA, 2288 nt
Organism: Linum trigynum
Lineage: Eukaryota; Viridiplantae; Streptophyta; Magnoliopsida; Malpighiales; Linaceae
Source: the annotation of a GenBank genome assembly